Messenger RNA from Otolemur garnettii (small-eared galago), 1143 nucleotides. RefSeq names its product G protein-coupled receptor 27 (gene GPR27). Lineage: Eukaryota; Metazoa; Chordata; Mammalia; Primates; Galagidae. Gene Ontology annotation, biological process: G protein-coupled receptor signaling pathway. The record is from RefSeq and is a predicted model, not a curated record. Gene Ontology annotation, molecular function: G protein-coupled receptor activity. Bases 1 to 1143 code for a protein of 380 amino acids. Gene Ontology annotation, cellular component: plasma membrane. The transcript is spliced from 2 exons.
AUGACUUCCACACAUGAAGUGGUCAAUCCGGGAGGCGGCGGCGGCGGCGGCGAGGCGGCCGCCCUGGGCCUCAAACUGGCCACGCUCAGCCUGCUGCUGUGCGUGAGCCUGGCGGGCAACGUGCUGUUCGCGCUGCUGAUCGUGCGGGAGCGCAGCCUGCACCGCGCCCCGUACUACCUGCUGCUUGACCUGUGCCUGGCUGACGGGCUGCGCGCACUCGCCUGCCUCCCGGCCGUCAUGCUGGCCGCGCGGAGGGCCGCGGCCGCCGCAGGGGCGCCGCCGGGCGCGCUCGGCUGCAAGCUGCUCGCCUUCCUGGCCGCGCUCUUCUGCUUCCACGCCGCCUUCCUGCUGCUCGGCGUGGGCGUCACCCGCUACCUGGCCAUCGCUCACCACCGCUUCUACGCCGAGCGCCUGGCCGGCUGGCCGUGCGCCGCCAUGCUGGUGUGCGCCGCCUGGGCUCUGGCGCUGGCCGCGGCCUUCCCGCCCGUGCUGGACGGCGGCGGCGGCGACGACGAGGACGCGCCCUGCGCCCUGGAGCAGCGGCCCGACGGCGCCCCGGGCGCGCUCGGCUUCCUGCUGCUGCUGGCCGUGGUGGUGGGCGCCACGCACCUCGUCUACCUCCGCUUGCUCUUCUUCAUCCACGACCGCCGCAAGAUGCGGCCCGCGCGCCUCGUGCCCGCCGUCAGCCACGAUUGGACCUUCCACGGCCCCGGCGCCACCGGCCAGGCGGCCGCCAACUGGACGGCGGGCUUCGGCCGCGGCCCCACGCCGCCCGCGCUCGUGGGCAUCCGGCCAGCGGGGCCGGGCCGCGGCGCGCGCCGUCUCCUUGUGCUGGAAGAGUUCAAGACGGAGAAAAGGCUGUGCAAGAUGUUCUAUGCCGUCACGCUGCUCUUCCUGCUUCUCUGGGGGCCCUACGUCGUGGCCAGUUACCUGCGGGUCUUGGUGCGGCCCGGCGCCGUCUCCCAGGCCUACCUGACGGCCUCCGUGUGGCUGACCUUUGCUCAGGCCGGCAUCAAUCCCGUCGUGUGCUUCCUCUUCAAUAGGGAGCUGAGGGACUGCUUCAGGGCCCAGUUUCCCUGCUGCCAGAGCCCUCGGACCACCCAGGCCACCCACCCCUGCGACUUGAAAGGCAUCGGUCUAUGA